GUAAUGUGCGGGGAACGCACCAUAUCGUCGCUUCCUGUUUGAUGGUUACUCUAUUCCCAUAAUGCAUUGCGUAGGCAUUGAGAAUGGCUGAUUUUGGACUAGGAGUGUUGUCCGAAUGAGAAUGACUGUGUUCUUUUUGUGCUAUACCAGCUGCCAUUCCUUAAAUAAAUUUUAAUAUCAAAGCCCGCGAGGUUAAUUCUACAGGUUAUAUGCAUUUGUAAUCGUCCUGUGAGCAGCCAACGAGUCCCUGCAUUUCUCUUCGGUGAGAACUUGAUCAAUUAUGGUCAGCAAGCAGCCUGAGGAGCCGAGUGCUACCAUGUUAGCGUCAAUAACCAGCAUCUUCUUGUGAUAGCUGACCAGAGCCAAAAUGGCAGGAGUUGUAGCCAAGCGUGAGGGACCACAGUUCAUCAGUGAAGUGGCCGUGAGGGGCAAUGCUGCUGUGCUGGACUACUGUCGCACCUCUGUCUCCGCUCUGUCUGGAGCAACAGCUGGCAUCCUCGGGCUGACCGGACUUUACGGCUUCAUUUUUUAUUUCCUGUCCUCAUUUCUCCUUUCUCUGCUGCUCAUUCUCAAGGCCGGACGGCGGUGGAAGAAAUGCUUCAAAUCACGGCGUCUGCUUUUUACCGGAGGCCUUGUUGGAGGUCUUUUUACAUAUGUGCUGUUUUGGACUUUUCUUUAUGGAAUGGUGCAUGUGUACUAAAAUAAUGUCAUGUAUAACCAUGAAUUCACCACUUAAUGCUAGUAAAUCAGUAAUAUUUGUCAACCCUCCUUGUAGAUAAGCCAUACAUUUUUCUAUUACGUACUGGUGAUGUGUCAGAGGAUGUAUCAGCAAUUGCUGUAUGCAGAGUAAACUGUCCUGCCCGUGACUGACCUAAUUAAACCUGUAAAUCCUGCUCUGUGCAUCAUCUCUACCAGAGUAUGAGGCCCAGUUAUUAUAAUGCAAAUUGUAGUAUAACCUAGAUAUAAGAAGAUUAUAUGCUAACAAGGUGUGACAUUAUACUAUGUACAAUACUAUGGUCUGAUAAUAACAAAUGUAAUAACUUAUAAAUACCUCUACAAAUUGUAUACAUUAUUAAUCACUGCCUGUCACUUGUUGCCAUCACAAAAUUAGCACAUCAAAUACAUUGUGUCCAACAGUAAAGAACAUUCAAUAAAAUGAAACAGGAAAGAGA
This is a messenger RNA of Monopterus albus (swamp eel), 1172 nucleotides long. It is a transcript of the gene emc6, whose product is annotated as ER membrane protein complex subunit 6. Gene Ontology annotation, biological process: protein folding in endoplasmic reticulum; autophagosome assembly. NCBI's taxonomy places the organism in Eukaryota, Metazoa, Chordata, Actinopteri, Synbranchiformes, Synbranchidae. The coding region runs from base 368 to 700 and encodes 110 amino acids. The record is from RefSeq and is a predicted model, not a curated record. The transcript has 2 exons. Gene Ontology annotation, cellular component: membrane; endoplasmic reticulum; EMC complex.